Molecule: messenger RNA, 2809 nt
Organism: Pseudomyrmex gracilis
Lineage: Eukaryota; Metazoa; Arthropoda; Insecta; Hymenoptera; Formicidae
Product: arylsulfatase B-like
Exons: 8
Coding region: 436-2202 (588 amino acids)
Source: RefSeq, a predicted model, not a curated record
AGGUGAAGGACAACAACAAUUGCUGUGGAUGCAUAAAAUUAUACGACAACUUGCUCUUGUAUUUAUAGUCUCGCGUCAGAUGUGAAAUCGAACGGUUAUCGUAUCGUUCGGCACAAUUUUCAAACACGUGGGUGCGAUAUUAUUUUUUUAUUAGACACUCUGUUGCUUUACGUUAUAAUUUACGUUAUAAUUUACGUUAUAAUUUAUUGUUUUACUGACUUUUACUGUAUAAUUAUUCGAAAAAAAAAAAAACAAAAUGAAUGUAUAAGGAAGAGUUAGAUAUAUACAUAUCUCGACUACACGCGUUGCAACACGGAGACUCAAAUAUCAACAUCCAUAUGAUAUUGUAGAAGGUCGUAUGCGAAUUUAAUUUACGUAAAAGAAUUUAAGAUAUAUACGAAUUUUAUUUUCACAGUCACACAUUACGAACAGAAUAUGUACAAGGCACUAUCGUUUGUUUUCCUAACGGUUUUGUCUACCAUCGGUGUUUAUCGUUGGAAUUACAACACUUACUCGCAGCCGCCGCACAUCGUUGUUAUCAUCGCUGAUGACCUCGGAUGGAACGACGUUGGUUUCCGCGGUGUCAGUGAGCUUCUUACGCCAAACAUAGAUGCACUCGCGUACAAUGGGGUGAUAUUAAAUCGACAUUACACAUUACCGAUAUGCACACCGUCGAGAACCGCUUUUCUCACCGGACAAUAUGCCAUAAGAACAGGUAUGCAAGGUUUUCCGUUGCGAGGGGCCGAGCCGCGUGGUAUACCUUUGAACGUAACGCUUCUACCUCAGUAUCUUCAAAGACUCGGAUAUGCUACUCAUCUCGUGGGAAAAUGGCAUGUCGGUUAUCACACGAGAAAUCACGGACCGACUCGUCGCGGCUUCGACACGUUCUUUGGAUAUUACAGUGGAUUCAUUGAAUACUUCUCCCAUUUGCUAAUCGAAAGUAACCAAACUGGGUACGAUUUGCAUCGCAUUGCGGGUGAUACCGAUACCGUCGAAUAUAGAAACGAUUACGCGGUUGAUAUGGUGACCACCGAGGCGGAGAACAUCAUCUCGUCACACAAUCCUGAAAAGCCUCUCUAUCUGCAACUGGCGCAUCUUGCGCCGCACUCCACCAGCGCUGAAGAAGUUAUGGAAGUGCGCAACUGGACGGAAACGAACAUCACUUUCGGUUACAUCGACGAUAUAAAUAGAAGAAAGUACGCAAGUGUCAUCGGUGCGCUGGAUGAAUCGGUCGGUCGAGUGAUCGAUGCUCUGAACAAGGCAGACAUGUUGAAAAACUCGAUCGUCAUCUUCAUAUCCGAUAACGGAGCGCAAACCGAAGGAUUUAUGCACAAUUAUGGAUCGAAUUAUCCAUUACGCGGGUUGAAAUUGAGCUUGUUUGAAGGCGGCGUUCGAGGUGUGGCUUGCGUCUACUCAAAUUUAAUUGCUCAUUCGUCGAGAGUGUCGAAGGAAUUAUUUCAUAUUACCGAUUGGUUACCUACGUUGUAUUCCGCCGCCGGUGGUAAUCCGAACGAUUUGAAACAAUUUGAUCUCGACGGUAUAGAUCAAUGGGCCAUGAUCGCGCGCGCGAAACGUAGCAAACGAAAAUCCAUUCUCGUGAAUAUCGACGAGAAAGCUAACAGCGAAGCAGCGAUAGUAAAGAAUUACAAACUUGUUAGAGAUACUUCCGACUAUCACAAACAUUAUGGCAAAAGAGCGUAUCGUGAGUACAAUUUCACGAGGAUAUCAACGUCACCAGCCGCAACGGCUAUCGCGAGUAUCUCGAAAUACGCAUUAGAUCCGACGGAAGUAAGAAGACUGCGAAACGAGGCUACGAUAACUUGCGACGAUUUGGCAGACGUGUCGAAUUGCGCGAAUCGCACGUGUUUGUUCGACGUGUACAAAGAUCCUUGCGAAAAUACGGACUUGUCCGCCUCAUAUCCCACGAUCGUCAAGAAAUUGAGCGCGUACAUUGACAGCUAUAAAUCGAUCCUCAUGAAGCAGACGAAUGCACCCGUCGAUCCGGCUGGUUUUCCGUACAACUUUAACGGCACUUGGAUGCCGUGGCUGCCUGAUACGACCGUAUCAGUCGAUCGACAAGACGCACUCGGUAACGAACGAAAUUUCGUUACCGCGACGAGGAACAGUUCCGAGAUACAAAGUGAUAACGUACAUAUCAGCGAUAAUUCGGAGAACGCUACAAAAAAAGAGACAGAAGCGUAAUAUUAUUUGAUAUGUAUUUUGCAUAAACAGAAUGACAAAUUACGCUUGACAAUCAAUCGCAAUUAAAGUCGCACUUUUCGAAACUUAAUUUGCAAUAGGCUUUUUAUUUUCAACCGAAUAAGCUUUUUCUGUGAAAUUUCAUACGCGUUUUUUGUUUUGUUUUGUUCUGUAUUUAGGAAAGAGUUUUGCAUUCUUUUUAAUCACAGCGGCGAACCAUCCCUAUAUAUAUACAUAUAUAUAUAUAUCCUUAUUAGUAAAAUAGAGCGGAGAUGGGAUGUGACUGUCGGGAGGGUGCAAAAAAGUUCAUUGUCGGGAGGGACAAAACUGUUCUUUUCACUACGUUAUUGUAUAGAGAUUAUGCAGAUGAGACGCUGCCAUUGUGCGCGGAGAAGGUUGAUAUCUAUUUAAUUACCGGUAUAUAUUUCGUAUUAAUUAAUCGUGUUCCAUGCAAAUAGAGAUGUAGAGAGCUUUCGGGACGUUCGCCUUGCGUUGCGACAAAACUCGCAGCUGCCUGGGUGAAUCUUCCUGGGUUGAUCAGUCGUGUAUUGUACUAAAAUUUUUAUUAUAUCUUUGUUAAGUUAAUUAUACUCACUUUGACGUAUCGGUU